Odobenus rosmarus divergens (Pacific walrus) is the source of this 4223-nucleotide messenger RNA. RefSeq names its product adaptor-related protein complex 4, epsilon 1 subunit (gene AP4E1). Gene Ontology annotation, biological process: receptor-mediated endocytosis; intracellular protein transport. The transcript is spliced from 21 exons. The coding region runs from base 101 to 3520 and encodes 1139 amino acids. Gene Ontology annotation, cellular component: membrane coat; AP-4 adaptor complex. The record is from RefSeq and is a predicted model, not a curated record. Gene Ontology annotation, molecular function: cargo adaptor activity. NCBI's taxonomy places the organism in Eukaryota, Metazoa, Chordata, Mammalia, Carnivora, Odobenidae.
AAACAGGAAGUGUCUACGGAGGCCGGGCCGGCGGCUGGGCAGGGGCAGGGCAUGAAGCCGGGCGGCGACCGGAUCGCGGGCGGUGGCGGCGGUGGCGGCGAUGAGCGACAUAGUGGAGAAGACGCUGACGGCGCUGCCGGGACUCUUUUUGCAGAACCAGUCGGUUGGCGGGCCCGCGGGCGUCAAGGCGUCUUUUUCCUCGCGCCUGGGCGGCCUUGUCCGCGGCAUCACCGCGCUAACCUCCAAGCACGAGGAAGAGAAACUAAUCCAGCAGGAACUGAGUAAUCUGAAAGCAACUGUUUCUGCUCCUGCAACAACACUGAAAAUGAUGAAGGAAUGUAUGGUGAGACUUAUAUAUUGUGAAAUGCUUGGAUAUGACGCUUCCUUUGGCUACAUACAUGCAAUCAAGUUGGCACAACAAGGAAACCUUUUAGAAAAAAGAGUAGGUUAUUUGGCUGUUUCUUUAUUUCUUCAUGAAAAUCAUGAACUGUUGCUUCUCCUUGUGAAUACAGUUGUAAAGGAUUUGCAGAGCACUAACCUGGUAGAAGUGUGUAUGGCACUUACUAUUGUCAGCCAGAUUUUCCCUCGAGAAAUGAUUCCAGCUGUUCUUCCAUUAAUUGAAGAUAAACUUCAACAUUCUAAGGAGAUUAUACGAAGAAAAGCUGUUCUGGCAUUAUAUAAAUUCCACCUCAUUGCUCCUAAUCAAGUACAGCAUAUUCACGUUAAGUUUCGGAAAGCACUUUGUGACAGAGAUGUUGGGGUCAUGGCUGCUUCUUUGCACAUAUACUUUAGGAUGAUUAAGGAAAAUUCAUCUGGAUAUAAGGACUUGACGGGGAGCUUUGUAACAAUAUUGAAGCAAGUAGUUGGAGGAAAGCUCCCAGUAGAUUUCAAUUACCACAGUGUGCCCGCACCAUGGUUACAAAUCCAGCUCUUGAGAAUACUAGGACUUCUAGGAAAAGAUGAUCAAAGGACAAGUGAAUUAAUGUAUGAUGUUCUUGAUGAAUCCUUACGAAGAGCCGAGCUAAAUCACAAUGUCACAUAUGCUAUUCUGUUUGAAUGUGUACAUACAGUUUAUUCUAUUUAUCCUAAAUCAGAAUUACUUGAGAAGGCUGCCAAGUGCAUUGGAAAAUUUGUUCUGUCACCUAAAAUAAAUCUCAAAUAUUUGGGACUGAAGGCUCUUACCUAUGUUAUCCAACAGGAUCCCACUCUGGCUCUUCAGCACCAGAUGACAAUAAUUGAAUGCUUAGACCAUCCUGAUCCCAUUAUUAAAAGAGAGACUCUGGAGCUUCUUUACAGAAUUACUAAUGCACAGAAUAUAACAGUGAUUGUCCAGAAAAUGCUUGAAUAUUUACAUCAGAGCAAAGAAGAAUAUAUUAUUGUCAAUUUGGUUGGCAAAAUAGCUGAGCUUGCUGAGAAAUAUGCCCCUGAUAAUGCAUGGUUUAUUCAGACAAUGAAUGCUGUGUUUUCAGUGGGAGGAGAUGUGAUGCAUCCUGAUAUUCCCAAUAACUUUAUGCGACUGCUUGCGGAAGGUUUUGAUGAUGAAACAGAAGACCAGCAAUUAAGGCUUUAUGCAGUUCAGUCUUACCUCACUUUACUAGAUGUGGAAAAUGUGUUCUAUCCACAGAAAUUUCUUCAAGUUAUGAGUUGGGUGUUAGGGGAGUAUUACUACCUCUUAGAUAAGGACACACCAGAGGAAGUUCUAACCAAGCUCUACAAGUUACUUAUGAAUGCCUCGGUUUCUUCAGAAACAAAAGCCUGGUUAAUUGCGGCUGUUACCAAGUUGACAUCCCAAGCACACUCUUCUAACAUAGUUGAGAGAUUAAUCCAGGAAUUCACCAUAUCUUUGGAUACUUGUAUGAGACAGCAUGCAUUUGAAUUAAAACACUUACGUGAGAAUGUGGAACUUAUGAAGAGCUUGCUUCCAGUUGAUAAGAGCUGUGAAGACAUGGUGGUAGAUGCUUCUUUAUCUUUUCUGGAUGGUUUUGUGGCCGAAGAACUUAGUCAGGGGGCAGCACCUUACAAACCUCACCACCAACGGCAGGAGGAAAAGCUUUCUCAGGAAAAAGUUCUCAAUUUUGAACCAUAUGGACUCUCCUUUUCUUCAUCUGGCUUCACUGGACGACAGUCUCCUGCUGGCAUUUCUCUUGGUUCAGAUAUAUCUGGGAAUAGUGCAGAGACUGGGCUGAAAGAGACAAAUAGCUUGAAGCUGGAAGGUAUAAAGAAACUGUGGGGGAAAGAGGGUUAUCUUCCCAAGAAGGAAGGCAAAACUGGGGAUGAAACUGAAGCUCCACCUGUUCCUCAGGAGAAUAUAAUAAUGGAGACUGUAGACCAAACUUUAAUAAAAAAAGACCAGUGUCAAGUCCUUACCCAGUCUAAAGAGGAGAAAGAAAAGCAGCUGCUGGCAUCAUCAUUAUUUGUUGGGCUAGGAUCAGAAAGUACAGUCAAUUUGCUAGGAAAGGCAGAUACCGUAUCUCACAAAUUCAGAAGGAAAUCAAAAAUCAAGGAAACCAAAAGUGGAGAAACAACCAGUGCUCAUAAUAGGACCUGUUCUUACUUUAGUUCUUCGUCAAAUGCAACUUAUGAAGAUGAUUAUUAUUUGGAUACUUUGCAGGAUAGAGGAGACAAAGAAUUAAAUAAACUUUCUCUCAACUCUGGACUUUUGGAUUCUGAGUCACUCACAGAGCUGCCCUCAGUUGAGAAACUCUCCAAUUGCAAGCUGUCUUCAUCACCUUCUUUGUUUACUGAUAACAGCAUGGAAGGUUUUCAGCCUUCUCAGUCCACUGCACCCUCAGUUGCUAAUGAAACCUCUUUAGCUUCUUCUUUGCUGGAAGAAACUUCUGAACACAUGCAUUCAGAUCUUGUGGAGGUUUGUCAUAAUGAAACCAUAUCAUUGUCUUCUUACAAAAUUUGGAAAGAUGAUUGUUUAUUCAUGGUCUGGUCAGUUUCUAAUAAGAGUGGUUUGGAAUUGGAAAGUGCUGACUUAGAAAUUGCUCCAGCAGAAAAUUUCAAGAUCACUGAGCAACCUGGAUGCCGCUUGCCUAUAAUAGAAGCAGAAAGCAUCAAAACCUUUCAAUAUAGCGUGCAGGUGGAGAAACCUUUUACAGAAGGGAAUCUUUCUGGUUUUAUAAAUUAUCAGAUGAUGGAUACUCAUUCUGUUCAGCUUGAAUUUUCUGUAAACUUAUCACUAUUAGAUUUCAUUAGACCAUUAAAAAUCUCAACUGAAAACUUUGGCAAACUCUGGUUGUCCUUCGCAAAUGAUGUGAAGCAAAAUAUAAAAGUGUCAGAAUCUCAAGCUGCUCUGCCUUCUGCCCUAAAGACCCUGCAACAGAAACUAAGACUUCAUGUUGUCGAAAUUAUAGGCAAUGAAGGGCUUUUGGCCUGUCAGCUACUGCCAUCCAUCCCCUGCUUGCUGCAUUUUCGAGUUCAUGGUGAUGUAUUAGCCCUGUGGUUCAGAUCCUCCUGCUCUACUCUUCCUGACUGUUUACUGUAUCAGUGUCAAAAGGUGAUGGAGGGAUCCUAGCAGAAGCUCUUAUAUUUUACUCCAUCAGAAUAAAUGGUUUACAUAGAUAAACUUAUUUACCAAAGUAAAAACUCUUGGUACUUCUAAUGAAAAUGGGGAUUAUUAUAAGCUGUGGUUCGAUGUGUUUUCUUUAUGAAUCCUGAUCAAGAAAGAUCCCCAAGGAACUGUAUCCUUAACCUUUUACUCAGGAUUGUACAGUACAUUUGGGUCCCAAAAAAAGUGACCUAAACUAAUGUUAUAAACUGCUAAUGAUUUAUAUGUCACUUAGUGUAGAGGGACUGAAAAUAUUUAUUUUGUUAUAAAUAAUUUUGUAGCAGAUUUACUCUAGUGCUAGCUGAUUUGUAGUAAAGCCAAGUCUCAGUUCUCUGCAUUAAUGGAGGGGAGACAGACAUGGCAUUGGUAAUCCCAGACCUAAUUCAUAUUUGGCUUUGGAAUGCAAUGUGAGCUUUUUGAUAGGCAAGUCAUUACUUUCAAUUAUGUUUUGCUUAGAUCAGUAUUGAACUAAGUUGGCACAGCACACACUAACAGUUCAGGAGAUCCAUGAGCAUGCUGGAUAUUGGGGGGAUUCAGUCUGUGAUAAAGUUUUUAUUGUAGAUAACUGGUUACACAUGCUUGUAGAUAAUUUGGCUACAAAUUUGUUUUCCCACUUGCAUUUAUUUUCAAAAUUCAAAGUGAAUCACUAUUCUUAUUUUAAAAACCCAGA